Salvia splendens (bonfire salvia) is the source of this 3542-nucleotide messenger RNA. RefSeq names its product G-type lectin S-receptor-like serine/threonine-protein kinase LECRK3. NCBI's taxonomy places the organism in Eukaryota, Viridiplantae, Streptophyta, Magnoliopsida, Lamiales, Lamiaceae. Gene Ontology annotation, biological process: protein phosphorylation; recognition of pollen. The record is from RefSeq and is a predicted model, not a curated record. The transcript has a single exon. The coding region runs from base 373 to 2280 and encodes 635 amino acids. Gene Ontology annotation, molecular function: protein kinase activity; ATP binding.
AAUGAAUUGCAUGUAGAUAUAUUUUAGUACUAAAUAAAAUCAAAAUGAAAUAGAAUGUUUUAUUGCUUCAUCAAAAGUAAUGAGCAAAACUAAUAGCGAUUUAAGUACGAAAACAAUUUUUAUUCGUCGAAAUAUAUCUAUACGUUAUAUACUACUAGUAUACGUGUAUAUGGGAGCAUAUAGAUAGAUGUCCUAUUAGUUAUGUGAAUGAUGUCAUAAUACAAUCUUUGUAUGUCUUGACUAGACUAAACCAAUACCUACUGUUCAUAGAUAAAUAAAAGUAUUGGUUAAUAUAGGAUGGUCAAGUUCAUGCAAUAUCCUCUAUAAAGUGAUAAGUAGCAUCAUCAAACCAGUACUCAGACAAAAACAACAAUGUCCAUCCUCACAAUCUUGUUUCUCCUUCUCAUUUCCACAGCAGCAGAAGCUCAAAGAAGACCAUCCAACAUCACCAUAGGCUCUAGCCUCACACUCACCUCCAUCUCCUCCUGGCCUUCCCCUUCCGGCGUCUUCGCCUUCGGAUUCUUCCCCCAACACCUCAACAGCUACGCCGUCGGCAUCUUUCUUCCCGACAAAACCGCCGUCUGGACAGCGAAUAGCGACACCAAUCCAACCGUCCCCAAAGACGUCACCUCCCUUCUACUAUCCUCGGAUGGCCGGCUAAUCCUGCGCCAGAGGCAAGGCCAAGAAAUAGACGUCAUCAGCCCAUCUGCAACCAUCGCAUCGGCGUCUAUGCUCGACAAUGGCAACUUUGUUCUUUACGAUUCCAAUUCCAGAAUCAUCUGGCAAAGCUUCGACAACCCGACCAGCACCCUCCUCCCCGGCCAGCGCAUCUCUAAUGGGCAAGAGAUCUUCUCCAGCGCCUCCGAGAUCGACUACGGAAGAGGGAAUUUCAGGCUGAAGAUGCAGAACGAUGGAUACCUCGUGCAGUAUCCUGUCAACACGCCGGACACAGCGACUUACACUUACUAUGUUGAAAAGCCAGACGGAGCAGUUAACAUCUCUCUUAACUUCGACAGCGACGGCCGCCUUUAUCAGCUCAACGGUAGCUUGCCUCUGCGGAAUAUAUCCAAUGGUCGACUCCCUACAGAAGGAAACAUCAAUUUCAUGAGGCUCGACGUCGGAGGAAUCUUCCGCAUCUACUCUUUUUCUCUCAGUAAUAUGACCACCACCAGGAGAUGGUCCUCCGUGGUCGACGAAUGUGCUCCCAAAGGUUUCUGCGGAUUCAAUGCCUACUGCACUCUGAGGGAUAGUGCACCGGUAUGCCAGUGUCUUCCCGGUUUCGUUUCCAUUCAGUCCGGCAACAAUACAGCCCCCUGUUCUAGAGACUUCUCGGUCCAGGGCUGUUCCAAAAAUGACAAUAGAUUGAAGUCUGUGAUGUCAAGAGUCGUAAACACAGAAUGGGACGAAACCUGGUAUGAGAAUACGGUCAUGACUGAAGAACAGUGCAGCAAAUCAUGCCUCGAUGACUGCAACUGUGAAGCAGCCAUGUAUGUAGACAGCCAAUGCAGAAAACAGAGGCUUCCCAUAAGAUUCGGCAAAAGGUCACUAGGAAAAUCAAACGUCGCUUUUGUUCGAGUUAGUACACCCACGGGACCCGACUUGGGAGGUGAUCCCGAACAUAAAAUCAACAUCAAGAAAGAGCAGCAUAUGGACAUCCUCAUCAUUGGCAUUGUUCUCAUGUCUAUAGGCAUCUUGGCGUGGUCAAUUUCUGUGAUCUUUGUUCGCCAGAAAUGGAAGGAAUACAACAAGAUCGGUAAGGAAAAUGGAGAUAACUUUGUCGAGGGCAUUUCGCUGCAAGUGUUCACAUUUGAGCAUCUGUCCGAAGCAACAAACUGCUUCAAGGAAGAGCUGGGGAGAGGAGCAUCUGGCACAGUGUUCAAAGCUGUUCUACAGCAGAAAAUGGUGGCAGUGAAGAGGUUGGAGAAGGAAUUCACACAAGGAGAGAUGGAGUUCCAUACAGAGUUGAAGACGAUUGGGAAGAUGUAUCACUGGAACCUAGUCCGGCUCCUAGGUUAUUGCAUCAACAGAGACAACAAACUGUUGGUGUUUGAGUACAUGAGCAACGGAUCCCUCGCGGACAUACUUUUCAAUCAAAAGAAUCGUCCGAGCUGGGAGGAACGGAUUGAGAUCGCUCGAGAUAUAUCGAGGGGGAUAUUGUAUCUGCACCAUGAGUGUGAGACGCAGAUCAUUCACUGCGAUAUAAAGCCUCAGAAUAUACUCAUGGACGACAAAUGGUGCGCUAAGAUAUCAGACUUUGGGCUGGCGAAGCUCCUAAAAUAAGAUCAGACUAAUACGUAUACUGAGAUAAGAGGGACUAAGGGCUAUGUAGCGCCAGAGUGGUACCAAAAGCAGGCAAUCACGGUGAAAGCAGAUGUUUAUAGCUUCGGAGUGAUGCUGCUGGAGAUCAUAUGUUGUAGGAAGUGUGUUGAUUAUAGCAGGAGUGAGGAUGAGGCGAUUCUUGAGGAAUGGGUUUACGACUGUUAUGCAACGAGCAAGAUUGGGAGUCUGAUAGGGGACGAGAUGGUGGAGGAGAGGAAAGUGGAGAGGAUGGUGAAGAUAGGCAUAUGGUGUGUGCAAUAUGAUCCGUCGUUGCGUCCAACUAUGAAGAAAGUUCUGCUAAUGUUGGAGGGAACUGUCGAGAUUCCGAUACCUCCAAGUCCGAGUUCUUUCUUAAGUUCUAUCUAGUUUUAAGCGUACACGGUAUACAAACUAAUAACCCAGUUGGUUUUGAUACGAAUUUGAAUAAAUUGUUUGAGUGUGUUAUGAGUGAAAUGAGUGGAAACUACCAUUGUGAAACACAACGCCGUUGGAAAUUCCCCUCAGGAGUUGAAAUUGGACGUUACAAGAGACAAAGAUUUUUUAAUAAAAUAGUAGAAAAUUAGAUUUUGAUCUUUUUAGAUAGAAUUUAGAUUUUUGGAUUUCUUAUAAUUAGUAAAAUAAAAAUAUAAAAGGGUUUUUCUGGUGAGGGUGGGUAUGAUUAUUAUAUUUCUAGUUUUAUGAUUAGAAUUAUUCUUUACUUCGUAAAAAUUGAUUAAUAAAGAAGUAUACUAAAUAAAAUAGUAAUCAUGAAUUAGAGAACGUAGUAAAAUAGGUUGGAAUAUACUCCUAGCAGAUAAACAAAUUAAUAAUACUAUAUCUUUUCACAAAAUAUAUAAUAAGCAAAUCAGGUUUUUUUUUAUAAAGCUUUUAUUGGCUGGUAUGUGUUCAUAUAAAACCAUGCUCCAUGUGAAUCUGUUAAAAAAUUCUGUGUUAAUAGUUUAAGACCAAAUCAAAUUUGUGGAAUCUAGUGUAGUCAGUUUGACUAACAAAUAAAAGUCCAUUCAAAGAGACCAUAAGUUUGUCACAUCACCCAACUAAAUACGUGUGCCAUUUUUUUCAAAUUCCUUUACUACUGAAAAAACGCGUGAAGCAAGCAAAAUCCUUUACUACAAAGAAAAAAUCAUAUUUUAAUUACUAUACUACUCCCUAAAAAUAUGUGCACUUUCCAUUUUGCCAGCAGGGGCGUAGCACAGUUGGCAACGGAGGGACAGAUCUUGCUGCAA